Messenger RNA from Salvia hispanica, 644 nucleotides. NCBI's taxonomy places the organism in Eukaryota, Viridiplantae, Streptophyta, Magnoliopsida, Lamiales, Lamiaceae. The record is from RefSeq and is a predicted model, not a curated record.
CAGAGGCAGAGCUAUAUCACCCAAAAAUUUCAAAUUAAACAGAACAAUUCUUGAUUUGAGCGCACGCAGCAGGAAUCCAUCAAUCAGUACUCAAGCAAAUCCACGCAGUGAUGGCGAAACGCUUUGGAUUUGGACUUUUAGUCUCAUGGUUCCGUAGAAGAGUUGUGGACCCUCUUCACCAAAUCCUUCUCCAGGGAGCCGAGCCCAAGCAGCUCGCAUUCUCCGCUGCGCUGGGAAGCACUUUAGGGCUCUUUCCCAUCUGUGGGGUUCCUGUGUUUUUAUGCGGGUUAGCUAUUGCGGUACUUGGAUCCCACUGUAAUGCGCCAACUGUAAUGCUCACUAACUUUAUUGUUACUCCUGUUGAGUUGAGUCUGAUGUUUCCAUUUCUACGAUUUGGUGAGUUCAUCACUGGGGGACCUCAUUUCGCUCUAACUUCUGAUGCUCUGAAGAAGGUGGUCUCCGGAAAAGCUUCAUGGGAGUUCUGCAGAGCAUUUUUCACGCGGUAUGGUACCAAGUUGACAUUUACAUUUACUUUCACAUUCUUAUUCAUUUCCAGCUGUCUAGUGUCUUUGAAAAAAUAGGGCAACUGUGUGAUUAAACUGAUGGUAUUGACAUAUGUGGCAGUUGCUGGGGUGGUCUGUUGC